Molecule: messenger RNA, 1512 nt
Organism: Leptosia nina
Lineage: Eukaryota; Metazoa; Arthropoda; Insecta; Lepidoptera; Pieridae
Source: the annotation of a GenBank genome assembly
AUGAUCGCAGUGUGUCGCGACCAAACGUCCUACUACAAUAUUAGUGUCGGCAAGGAACAAAUAACAAUGGCAUGUAGUUGUGAUUACAUUUUGCCGACGAAGAAAGGCUGGGAUCUUCAUUAUGACAACUGCAGACUUAAUUGGAACAAAGACAAACCGUUUCCCAAAAACGACGACGGCACAAUACGCCUUCCAAAUGAACAUCUGAAUAAACUCGACUGUGAUAUUCUGUAUCACUUGGGUUUUGUCACGGGCAAGGAUGACCUCGAAGCUAUGUUCGGCGAUGUUAAGUUCGUGUGCAUGGGCGGAACAAAGUACAGAAUGAAAGCUGUGGCUGCAUACAUGAGUGAACUAUUGAAGGUUCCCUGUGAUUUGAAGAACCUGGUGAAGGACGCACAUCGCUACGUCAUGUAUAAAGUUGGACCAGUCUUAUGUGUUAAUCACGGAAUAGGCAUUCCAUCCUUGUCUGUGGUACUAGAAGAAGUCUUAAAGCUGCUUUCGUACGCGAAGGCUAAGGAUCCUGUAUUCUUCCGUUUGGGGACCAGUGGUGGUAUGGGCAUUCCAGCUGGUUCUGUCGUGAUAUCGUCCUGGGGAAUGAGCGGGACUCUUGAGAAAACUUACGACCUUCCGAUUCUGGGAAAGAUGCAAAAGUUUCCAUCAAUUUUCGAUAAGAGACUAAAUCAAGAACUUUACUCGAUCUCUAUUAACGAAGACUUCAACACUUGUGUCGCGGGGACGGUGGCCGCUAAUGACUUUUAUAGAGGCGAAGGUCGUACGGACGGUGCGUUCUGUGAUUACACAGAGGCAGAUAAGUUCGAAUUUCUCCAGAAACUGGUGAGCCUCGGAGUAAGGAACUUGGAGAUGGAAGCCACAGCGUUCGCAUCAUACACCAGGGAGGCAGGGGUGCGAGCCGCUGACCUUUGUGUCACAUUCCUGGAUAGAUUACUCGGGGACCAAGUGACUCCUGAUCAGGGGACUUUGAGUAAGUGGCAACAAAGACCGGCUCAGAUUGUGGGAAAAUACAUUGCUCAAUACUAUGGCCUUGGCACCCAUCUUCUCCGCGAGAAGAGAAUCCAAAAUUUAGCAGGAUGCAUCUUCGAUAGCCCUGCCCCGAUGAAGACAUGUCCAAUAAAAAACAUUCACCUCAGCCAAGUAAAGCGUUCAGAAGCCCUCAGCGGACGGCUGUCGAAAUCAGCAUCGGAGUUAUCAUGUUCGGCCCCAGUGCAGGCGUCUCCGCCCCGCGCCCGCUCCGCUCAUCACCAUACACCACUUUCCGUUGUACAUAGAACGCAUCACUUUUUUAGCAACUUAAAGAACCGUUGGCAUCGAAGUAAAAGUCGUGAGAGAUGUCCGGCUGGCACAAUAUUAUCUGUGGCACCAGGAGCGGACAGCAGCGGCACAGAAUACGACCACAGUUCAGACCACACUCCAGCUAAUUCGCCAUUACAUAGGAAAAGGAAAGGUCAGUUGAAAGAACAAGUGGAUAUUGUGAAACUUUUUCCCUCCAUCUAA